Molecule: messenger RNA, 2274 nt
Organism: Cydia fagiglandana
Lineage: Eukaryota; Metazoa; Arthropoda; Insecta; Lepidoptera; Tortricidae
Exons: 4
Coding region: 1-858 (285 amino acids)
Source: RefSeq, a predicted model, not a curated record
AUGCUGCGCAUGUCGGAGGGGCACGAGCCGCGCGCCGACGACACCUGCAACGUGGCCACGCAGACUGAUCGGAGUCAGCUGGAAGAGCGCGACCGGCUGGUGCGCGUGCUGCAGGCGCAGAUGCUGCGCAUGUCGGAGGGGCACGAGCCGCGCGCCGACGACACCUGCAACGUGGCCACGCAGACUGAUCGGUUGCGGCCGCCGAUGAGCUCGGCGCUAACGAGUUCUGAAAAUUCCGGUUUAGUGAGUUGGAAUGAGCAAGCUAGCGGGAGGAAGCUGCCGGUGUACAGUGAAGCACAAAAGACUAUUAAGAGGCCUGUAGUCAACGGGACCGUGAAGUGCCAGUGUGGUGUGCGCAAGGACGAGGAGCGGCGGGCGGACGCGGUCCAGCUCAAGACCAACAGCCGGGUCGGCUCCAAGUACCUCCAGGCCUUGGCCAACAGCGACUCCAACCGAUACGUCAAGCGGGAUUCCUCCGUAGGGGAGAAGACGGUACGCAAGAGCCUGUACUCGACCAGGUCUCGUUCCAUUGAGAACUUCCACAACCAAGCGUAUUCCAGUGCUGAGCCGUUGCUCCUUAAAAACGCAGUGAUCGAAGAGAUCAAACACCACACAUCGUACGGGGACCUGUAUAAUGGUCGCAUCAGCAGCAAGGAGAGUGUAAACGGCAACAGGCACAGUCCUAGUUUAAACGGACAGUCCACCGACACGGACUACAGCUCUGACGGCGGGUACAAGUCCCUGCCGUCCUCCAUCAACUGUAAUGGUUAUUCGCCGAAGAAGAUCAGUGGUAUCCCCCGGAGGUCUAUCGAGCAGAGGUUUCUUUCCGCCAAGACUGUCAAAGCGAGCGCUGUUUGAACCGCGUCCGUUCGUCUUGAGAGCCAGUUUCGGAUUCAAAUAUCAUCAUCAUCAAUGUUUGUACAUGAAAGUGUAGGUUUUUUGAUUUUAUAUUCUACAUUUCUCAUUUUGAUGUCGUAUCCACUAGUAUUGAAUCAUCUGUAAUAAACGGGCCUUUUGUGUACCUAUAUUUGUGCAAUACGCUGGUGCAUCUCGUUAAAUACUUGUAGAUUUAUUUUGACAGCACCUAAAUGUACAAUAUAGGCCCAUGAACUUGCCAACAGUGCUUUAAGCACAUAUCUAUUACCAUUUUACAUAAGUUCCCCAUACUGCAUGAUACUUAAAUACAUACUGAAUCACAUACUUAAAAUAUUUAGGUACAAAUUCGCGGCUGGCUAAGAUGUGUGUGGAGGAAUUGUGCCAUCAGUCCGUGUCACGGGUGUUGGGGCAACGCUUGUUCGCAUUUAUUGAUUCCAAUCGCGAGGCUAAUAAUAAGCUACUAUAUGAACGCAUAGUUAUUGGAUGCCAAAUUAUAACGGUGUAAUCAUUUCGAUUAAAUUAUGUAUCUCGAUGUAUUCGAAGUAUAAAUAACUGUAUUGACCUGAGAUGUAAACAGUCGAUGUUUCGUUUCGUAAUUUUCAAUUGCAUAGAGCAUAUUUUUUUUAUUCUCCUAAUUUUAAGGCUAAAAUUUGACCUCUGUAUCAUACAGUUAGCAAAAACAACAGGAACUAAUUUUGUAGGGUUAAUUUACAAAUUUGUAUACAGGCGAUAAAGUGGUUAUCUUAGAUUUUCUAUGGUAGUAAACAAACUAGUAGAUAUAAAGCUGUAAUAUGUGAUAAGAGUGGCUGUAAGAACUUGAUUCGUUUCCACGUUAUAUCUUCCUGUUAACCAUUGUAACUAUUAUUGAAAGUUUCAUAAUUUAUUUGCUCCUUAGAGUUAUUUAGUAGCGUCAGUAGGUAUCAUAUAGGUACAAACAUGUCCUCUAUAGGUCCCAAUAUUAUGAAGCUACAAAUUAUUAUUUAGAAGAUAAUCUCUGGUAACUCGGAUGACAGAUCUCAUUCAUUUGCCUAAACCAAUGUUGCCAGUUUUUGUCCGUACAGUAAUUUGUAUCUUUAUAACAGUGAGACCAGGCAUUUGUGUUAUCCGGAAGUCAUUUUAAAGCAUUUUGUAUUGUUCAGUGUUAACGUAAUUUAAUGUAAUUAGCCAUACAUAGUCAAGUUGUUUAAUCUUCCACGAAGCCUAAUUAUAAAUAUCCUAUAUUGAUACCUAGUAUAAUUAAAGUGUAAUAACAUCUUCGCGUUACUCAACGUACUUAUGGCUACUUAUCUUAUUCGUUCUCAGUGCUUUCCUACGUUAGUUAAGUGAGUCUUAAGCCCACUAGCUUUAGUAAAACAAAAUAUUAUUUUGAAAUUGUUUCAAUAAAUAGUUUUAAUUUUG